GCUGACAUGUCUCCCUGUGAGAGAGAUGGCGAAAAUAGAAGAUUAUGACAGCAAAUUUUGCAGAAGUUACUGUCGCAUUUCGGAAGAUUUCGCUUUUACUCGUUUCCUGUAGCUUAUAGAAAGGAGCUAGCUCAGCAUAAUUACGAAGCACGACAUGUGAUACCAUACCGUAUACGACAACUGUUGCUGCCUAUUUAUUCCUGCAUGAAACUGUACUUGACGCGGUCAGGACUUCCUGAUACAUAUCAAAACAGCAGCACCGGUGAUGAACAAGAGGUAUUUGGCUAAUGCAGCUCUGUAAGCUAGUGCCAUUUGGUUUGGUGCAUAAGGCAGCAUAGUCAUGCUCCCUUAGGCAUGCAGAAGGCAUGAAUCCAGACAGGCAAGUCUACUUGAAUGCUGCAAUGGCUGGGGGCGACCACGGCUUGGGCUACACAACUGUGCCCAUGGGCUGGAAUCGUACUAUUUGGGGUGAUGGUUCUGUUGUGUACGUCAGCCCAAGCGGUCACCUUUUGCACUGUGCCGAAGACCUGCAGCGCUACCUACUAGCCGAGGGCACCUGUAAGUGUGGGCUGGAGUGCCCCCUCAUCAUUGACAGGGUCUUCAACUUCAACCCCCGGGUGCCGGCGCGGCCCAAGCUCCCAGCUGAUGUCCUGGCGGAAUGCCAGCUGAAUUCGCUCUGCAAGCACCGGCGCAAGCUGGUGGCCAUGGCCAUGGGGUUGCAAGGGAACGAGGAGGCUCUGGCAAACGUUGGCCCUCCUGGUGGGGGCUCAGUGUUUGGCCGAAGCAAAGGUUCCAAGAGGUCAAGAUCAAAGUCCAAACCAGAGAGUGGUGUUGACUUCCAGCCUCAGAACAUGCCGGCAUCACAGGUCUUAGCCCUGCAAGGUGGCCACAUGCAUCACAUUCCUGGCAUUGCCAACUUUGUGUCACCGUUAAAGUCUUUACCCUUUGAGCACCAGCUGCAGCAUCAUGCCAUGGACUCACAACAGCGCCAAAUCCAAAUGCAUUUCCUGCAAAUGCAGCGCCCGGAACUCCUGCAGCAGUGCCAGCAGGUGCAGCACCGGCUGCACCCUCAACAGCGACCAGCCCCUUUGCGGAGAGGGAGCCAGGAGGUUGAGUCGUCAUGGCGUUCAUCUGCUGAGCAGCAUGCUCCAGAACAAAGAGCAGGGAAACAGCUUCAUUCCAGUCCACCUUUGCCAUGCCCAAACAGGCCUUCCUCCAAUAAUGCUACUGCAGGGCCACAAAGCACUCCCACCGCUGCAAAUCCCCUCGUCACUGCUCCAACAUGCAGUAAAAGUCCAAGGUUAAGCAAUGAACUCCUGUCGCCAAGCCCAAAAGAGAAACAAUCUGCUCAUGGCCACAGUGCACUGCCGUUCCCUUUUCAGAGGGAGGCACACCAGCUUCUUGUAGAUGGGCAAACUCAUGGCAUCCACUCUGAUGCAUGUGCUCCUACAGUAAUUCCACUGCUCAGUAAUAUUUACCAUGCUCCAAACAGGGCUUCCUUAAUAGCUGCCAAUAUCAAUAACAGUCCAGCAUUAUUUGCAAACCACAAUGAUGAAGUCUUUUUUAUGCAAGAUGGAGCUAAGAAGGGUCCACCCCAACCUGUUCAGGAUUCAGUGGAAGUCUCUACUUGUCAACCAGUGGACAAAAAUAAACUGGGGAGAAAAUCUCCUGUUGCUAGUCUGAACGUUAGCUCCCCAUCGCCAACAGCCAGCAAACCUAUCACUAUGCAUUCUUCAAAAGUGGAUAAGCAACUUACAGCCAGCAGUUUGACAUUACAAGAAAUAUUCAAGCAGUCACUUGAAGGAAGUGCCUUCCCUGCAAGUAGUCUGCUGUCAGCAGCUGCCAGAGCUCAGCUUGCAAAGCAGCCUCAGUUUCCGGAUGGUCCCUCAACCCAUCAUGCCGGCGACCUGAUGUCUGGCAUGGGUCUGUUUACUAAAAUGUCAUCAAAUGUGACAGGCAAAGACCCAAAGCUUGAUUCAGGGUCUUUGCCCAGUGGUGACAGUGUACAGUCUUGUGAGAACAGAAAACUUGUCGCAAAGUCAGGAAAUGUGGACACUGUUCAGUCCUCUGAGGUGUUUGUCAAACGCUCCUCUUCAAACCCUCAACAAACAGAUGAGUCCCCAAUUCAGUGCCUAGAGAAUGCCGUACAAAACUUGCAAGACCAGCCUGGUACGUUAAGGCCAACUACAUGUAUAUCAGUCAUUGCAGUUUCUACUCCAGAUGUUCCCCAAGUUAGCUCUGCGGAAAGGAAAAGGCCAAGUACUGGAGGCGUUGAGGAAAUAGUGGAACCAAGCGUUAAACGACAAAGAUUACAAAGUACUGAAACUUCGCAUGAACGUGCCUCUGUGGAAGCAGAGACAAAACAGUCAGAAGCUGCAAUGUCAACUCACCAAGUGCCUGCAAUAAACUCGGAAAAAGCCUUACCAAUGCACCACCACGAUACAACCAAGGUAACUGGCUCCUACAAUGUUGUCUGUUCCACUGGAAAAGCUGCAAGCUCUGGCAAACAUCCAACUGUGGAAAAUGCAGAAUUGGUAAGGUGGCAGCAGCAGCAACAAGAGUGGUACGCCACCAUGCUCAGAGCGAAACAGCAACAGGAUGCUGGAACUAUGCCUGUUGAACAUUUUCCUCACAUGGGACCUCAGAUUCGAUCAAGAGGCCUCCAGGAGCUCCAGUAUAUUGCCAUGGGUGGCAAUCCUACACCCAGGAUGCCAGCUAUACAGCAACAACCCAACAUGGGUCAUAUGCAUAGAUUCCCUAAUCAAUUCAUGAAUCCACAAUUCUACCCCCAUCAGGCUAACUUGAUGCAUCACGUACACAGAAUGGGAAUGCCCAGCAGAAUGGAAUAUCCCGUAGACUUGUUAGAUCCCAGAAUUGCUCAGAAUUCAAAUAUGUGUAAUACUAACAUCCUACAGUCGAUGCUUCAACAGCAGCAGCAACUUCAGCACUUGGGCAUGCUUCAGCCUGAUAACUUACACCACCCCAUGCAUGUCAUAAAUCCUAUGCAUCAUGUGGACCCCUCUCACCAUAUGUCUCCAGCAGAUAUGUCAAAUCUGCAGCAGGCUCAUGGACAAGGCACCCCUAAAUCAUCAACACCUGCACAGCGCAAGAAAAGUACCAAAUCUGUCAGGAGUGCAAGCGCCUCUUCAAGCACCACAUCCACAGUGGACCUACAUGUAGAGGAUCAAGAAACCAAGGAUGCAGCUUAUUGGGUCAAGGCUGCAUCCAAAGUAGGGGGAGUUAAGAAGGUCAAGGACAUUCUCGCCAUGACAAGGUCUUUGAAGAAGCACAACAGUGAAGCAGGACAGGUUGAGGCAAUCUUCCAGGCUGUUUUGGACUCUGCUAGUGGCGGAGUGAAAGUAAUCAUCAGAGAGGGGACACGAUCUCAGGAGGGAUUGCCCUCAGAGAAUGCUGACUCUGACAGAGGGAAAGAAUCCAAUAACUCUCCAAAAGCUUCUACUGAAACUAUGGAAACAACGGAGACCAUGUGUGAAGUAUCUGAACAGACUUCUAGUUCCUGUAAUCAAGAGCAACAAAAUACAGAUGAGCUUUCUGGCAACAUUCAUUUGGGUAAGGACUCACCAUCACAUGAUGCACUAAAUGUUGUUGCCCAAGAGACACCUGACAAAGAGUCCUCUAUGGCACCAACGUCAAAUAGCCCAGAUAUGCCUCCAUCACAAGUGGAACCUGGCGAGGUGCAUUUCACAAGGAAGCUUCCCCAGUCCACUUUAACUCAGACUGAACUAAACCCAGAAAUCAUCGAUUCACAGACUAAAGACUGUGAGCUGGUGGCUGUGGGUGGGGAUGAAGUUCUGUCUUCUGUACAAUCUGACAAGGAUCACUCAGAGAGUCCAGUCCAUGAAGCAACAGCAUUGGAGGCAGAAGGAUUCUCUGAAGCCCACCACAAAGCAGACACGCCGGUGAAUACUUCUGAUAUGUUGCACAUAGAAGUACCUCAUGAUAAAAACCACGUUGAGCUAACUCAGAGAGAAGUUCCUCCACUUCAAGACGAAAAAUUUCCUGCCUCUGAACAAGCCCUGUGUACAUUGCCAGACCAAUCAGUAAAAUUACACGUAGCUGACAGCCCAAAGCCAGCAAGUGAUCCAGGCACUGACAUUUCUAGCAGUGGGCAUGAAGUGGAGAGUGGUCGAGUUGAAGACUCUGAAGCUGAUGAUAAGCGCCAAGAGGAGCCAUCCCACUUAGAUGAAUCAGGUGAUGACUCAAGUGGGGAACACUCUGACGAGCAUAGUGGUGUUAAUGCUGGCAACAGUGAUGAUGGCAUUGAAGCCGAAGAGCACUUGAUUCUGUCUUGUGAAGAAAAAACACCCAUGGAUCAGUUUUCAGAGCAUGCUGAAGCAGCUGCAGUCAUAUCACACGAAAACAGCUGUGUGAUACCGGUAGAUGAAACAGUGCCAAAUACAAAUAAUUUUGAAGAUCUUUCAAGUGAUGCUUGUGAAAAAAGGGACACAGAAGAUGCAUUAGACAGUAUUACUGAGCGGCAGGGAAGUCUGUCUGACCAGCUGGGCACUACCCAACUUGAUGCUGCAGAUGAUGAUUCUCCUCAGAAGGACCCCAGGGAAACCUACAUUGAUCAGGUAGAAGUAAGUGCAACAAUUGAUCAAAGGUGCUCCUUUGAGAUGGUGGACACAGAGUGUACAACAUCACUCCCAGAUGGAGGAUCCAAGGUAAGCUUAAGCAGUGACCUUGAAAGAGGUCAUCUUUGUGAUGCCUCAGGAGAACUCACAGAUAGGAUGGCCCCUGUUAGUGACAUGGAUCUCUUGCAUGAAGGAAAAGACCCAAAGGCUCCAAGCAGGUCAUGCUCCCCAAAUCCUUUGGUUGACGUGGCGGACAGAUCAGUCCAACAUCAGAGUGUGGAGGAUGUUAGUGUUCAGCCCUCAGAAACAAUUACUGCAUUCCAUCACAGCAAUGACAGCAGCAAUGAUAAUACAGUACUGGGCUCAGAGGAUGUUGAUUGUUCUGCUAUGAUAAUGGAGUCUGAAGAACUGAAUUCAUCGCUAGACAGAGGAGAGACACUUGUGAAACAGGACACAGCCAAAGAGCAGGAACAGAUGGAAACAAGUUUGCCCCAAGGACAACUUCAUGAAUGGAUGGAUAGUGAGCCAGCUGAACAGUGUAAACCAACAGACAGCGACAGAAUAAAAUGUGAUGAAGAAGUUGAUAAUCAGCCAUUGGAACCCACAGUGGAGAGACAUGUGAAACACAGUAGAAGUAGUGAACCUGAACAAAUGGAAAUAGAUACACCUGUCACUGACAUAAUUCAGCAUGUACAGCCAUUGGAUUAUGAAUCAGCAGAAGAAGACCUACGUGUACUUACAGACAGUGAAAUAUUGAAACAUGAUGAAGUAAUGGAUAACGACUCAUUGGAAGAUAAAGUGGCUAGUGACCAGAUAAAACAUGAUGCACCAGCUGAUGAUGUAACAAUAACACAGGAGGGCAUUGAGGACACUCAACCUGUUGAUCUGGAUCCUUUCAUAGGCACUGAAUUACCUGAACAAAAGCAAUCAGUUGACAGUAUACCAGCGUGUCAAAGUUCGGUUAUUGAUCAACAUGAUUCAACGCAAGAGCUUGAAGCAGUUGAACAAGUGCAGUCAUUGGACACUGAACCAAUGAAGCAAACUUCAAAUGAGGAAGACCAACUAGUGAAACAGAAUCCUGUGUCAUUACCAGAUGAGUUACUGCUUCAUGAUGAGUCAGUGGACACAGCGGUUGUGAAUCAAGAACUUGAGAAUCAACCAGCUGCAUGCCAUCCAUCGGUAGACAGUGGACCAGUGCAACAGGAAAAGCCAGCAAAUCAAGGUAGCAUGAUAGAUGAUCGACCAGUUGACCAUGACAGUCAACCAAUGGAUUUUGAACCUGUAAAACAAGAUAGCACUGUGGUUGAUGAAGAAGAACUGGAUGUGUCUGUCACUGAAUCAGUGGAAGUGAAAGAACUAGGUACCCUCCAAACAGUACAACAAGAGCAUGUAGGGGACACUGAACUGAAGGAACAGGUUCAUUCAGUACAGAUUGAAAUAGCAACACAAAAUCAGUUGACUGAAGAAGAUGAAGAUGCUGGUACAGGGUCUGUUGAUCAGCGUCAAGUGGAUGGCAUUGAAGCAACAAAAUCGGAGCAUUCAGAAAACACUGACAUGGACGGUAACUUAGAAGACAGUUCCCCACGGGAACAGUGCCAUGUACACGACAAUGAACUACUGACACAGCGCCUCACUGACACUGUUGAAUCAUCAUGUGAAGGUGACUUGGCAAUAGGCGAAGAAUUGGAUAGUCAUAGUGCACAAGCUGGCUCAACUGUAAAACCAGAUCAUGCUUUUAACAAAGAAUCGGAUCUGCAAGAGCAGUCGACUUGCUCAAGUUGUGAUGCAACAGAUGACGCUCACAUGACGAGCACUGAACCAGUGGAACAACAUUGCGCGGAUUACGGAAGAGCAGACACACCAGGUUGCACCGAACAUAUUGAACUGGUGAAAAAGGCCAGAUUAGAGUGCAAGAAUCCAGUGCGACAAAAUGACCUAGAAAUCAGUGGACUUAAAGCAGACAGUCCUUUUGGAGCUGCUGACACACUGGACCAAAGUCAAGACCCACAAACAGUAAAACAAAAAGAAGCAGUUGACUGUGAAUCUGUUAGAGGAGAUAGUUUGAUAGAAUGUGAACCAAUGGAACAACUUGAAACUGUGCCGUUGGAAGAGGAUCUGAUGGACAAAACUUUUGCUUGCACCAGACCUGAUGAUUCAUGCGAUAAUAGAGACACAAUGUUAGAUGAAGUUGGGUCACAACAACAGGCUUGUCAGGCUACUGAGCUAACUUCCUCCAUUAAUCAAAAUUUAAAAAAUGACACAGAAUCUAGUGAUGAAGAUGGUAAAAAUGUAGUUAAAUCAAAUAGCAAUAUGUCUUUUGCCAAAGAGGAAAACACGGCAGCACAUUCAUAUAUCUCUGUUGAAACACAGUCCCUGGAAAUACAGCAUGCAGCUCUGGGAUUUGAAAGGACUCCUGAAGAAGACCCCAUCCCAUCAGAGGCACCUUCAGAAAGCCAAACUGCUCCAGAAAGUGACAGUCUUGUGACUCCUCAGGGUGAUUCAUCUCAUGCCGCCACAAAGUCAGUGGCAAAAGAAAGUACCUCACAACCUUCACAAUAUCCUAGUGAUGGCUCUGAACUCAACUCACAUCCAUGCAGAAGUGUUGCAGGAUCAACUCACAGUUUGACUCUGCCCUCAUCAGAAAAUACGCCAUCUUGUGUGACCUUUGAAACCUUGGCACACAGCAAAUUGGUGUCCAAGAGUUCACCAUUGGUUGUAAAUGGACCACCGUGCAUAGACGUGGAUCCUGUUGAAGAGGUUCAUUUUCCUGACACUGUCAUCCUUUCAGAAACAGCAGCAGCCUCUGGGCAGCAAACUCUGUCUGAAGCCCUUUCAAGCCCACAAGUUUCGUUCCAGAAUGCAGAAGGUUCCACCCCUAAUGGGAUACUGGAGUCUGAGUUCCUGGAUGGUGUGCCCAGAGGUUCAGAGUUGUCUCAUGAUCAGCACUCAGAUAAUCCAAGCCAAGAGGCCAUCUCUGAGGGAGAAACACAGUCCCGAUCAGAUGAUGAACGGGAAAACAGAGAGAACAAACCUUUGACAGAUGAGCCAUCUGUCCAAGAGAUGUGUACCGUUAAGAGGGAAUCCAACUUGAAAAGGGGUGUCUCUGAGACUCAGAAGGGAGUAUUUAGUGCCAAGGAUGCAGGAUUCAAGAAAGAGAGACUAGCCCAGGAGGCUCCUACUAGGGUAUUACGUGGCAAUGUCCGAACAGACUCGUCCACAGAGUUUAACACGUCGUUGUUCCCUCGCCACUUGGAGAUUGGGGAUCUGGUGUGGGGACCCAUCAGGGGUUACCCAUCUUGGCCAGGGAAGCUGGUCAGUGAAGCAGAGGUCAGAGGUCGCUCCAGGAGGGAAGAGGGAAAGAUGUGGGUCCGAUGGUUUGGAGAUCACAGCUGCUCACAAGUCGAGCCUGAGAAACUGAAGACUCUAUCCGAGGGACUGGAGGCACAUCACAGUGCUAGGCAGAGCUACAGAAGCAGAGGGCGGAGGAUGAACAGCACACUAGAGGCAGCCAUCCAAGAAGCCAUGAAUGAACUGGACAAGAAAAUGGAACAAGCCAAAGAAACCAAAUCCAAGUCAGUGCCUAAGUCAUCACGACCCAAAACUAGAUGCAAGAGACUAAGGUGAUCCGGUCUGUGUAGAGUAUUUAUCUUUGCUUAGAUAUAUCUUCAAUAAGUUAAACUCAAUAUUGUUGUUAAACAGUAUAUAUUUAUAAAGAUUUCAAGUAUGACUACAAAUUGUGGUGUGGGAUGUUUUUGCCUCCAUGGUGUUUUGCCACGUGGAGUGAGUCAGAACUAGAAACAUGUUGAAUGCUUCCUCUGACACGCUGCUUUUUAAGGCCUGAAUGUGUAUCGUUCCCAUGUAAAAUGCAUUCUCCUUUAGUCAGCAGCUCGUGCAGAAGCCAUUGUAAUGUUUUUGUGAGAGAAGCUCCUCAUGUAAGUUGGAAAGACUUAGCAGGUAGGGACCAUGCCAUGUUCCUAGAAGGAGCACUGCAAAACAAGGCGGGGAAUGUUACCAUUUGAACAUCUCCCAAAUCAAAGCUUGCACAAGAAAUGUUUUGUUUUGUUUGCUGUGUUUAUUUUUGGGCCAAACUCCUCAAACCCUCGUGGCUUUAACUUGUCUAAAAGUAUUUGACACUUAAUGGGGAUUCUGUUUUGAAGCUCAGGCUGCAGUUUUCUUUGCUAGCUUGCGUCUGCUUUUUGUUUUUCAAGCAAGUGACAGGUUGUUAAAAGUGACACUUGGAAUGGAUGGUUUGUGCGGUGUUGUGAAUUCCGUGUUCACUGACGUUGAAAUCAGAAAAAUGCUCUGAAGGGAGGGGUACAGAAUACUUAUUUUGAAGAGCAGUGUGUUUCAGUGGGAUUUUAAAUAAUGAAUUGCUGUGUGUUGAUUUUUUUUAAAAAGUAUGUCGAUGUACCCUUCUCAGGCUGUCCUAUCAACAGAUCAACCCUAACCCUUUUUGGCCGUUUUGCUAGGCACCACUCUCAAUCUUUCAAACUCCUCCAAGUAUCCAUUCAGGAAAAUUCCGUUCAGCCUCAGUCCUCCAAUAUUUUCUUGAAUACACGCAAUGGAGGGGUGACCACUGCCUCAGGCCUUCAGAAUCCUUUGGCAAUUCCCGUCAUCGUGUUGAGGCGGUGUGAAUGGCACCCUAGAGCAGAAUGGAUGAUUUCAUGUAUUAUUUUGACAUGACUAUUUAAGCGAGACUGAGCAUAAAUCACACAAGGUCUAACCCACAGCCUCACUUCUGAAGAGUAGCAACUCAGUAGCAGUGUUCAUUCACCAGCCCGUGAAUGUGCAUUAAAAAUGUUUAUGGUUGUAAUGAUGUUUUGAAAGUUUGACUUGACCUGGAAAUGCUGAAUUUUUUUUCACACCUAUCUGUUUGUCUUUUUCUGUCCUUUGUUUGUAUAAUUGAUAUUUCAUAUUUUUGUGUAAGUAAUCAUGCAUCAUAAAAUAUUUUGAUGUACAAUUUUAAUGUCAAAUGAUAUUUGGUUCAUUUUUCUUUCGAUUUUUUUAUUCAUUCACUAGAAAUAGUUUCUAAAGUAGUGGUUUUGUCCUCUAUGAAGUAACAGUUUUUUUCUUUUUUUUUUUACUUUCAGUUUCUUGGUGCAAUAAGAGAAUAUCAGACAUGGUAUCUUAAGCAUCAUUGCCAAAAAAAGGUGCGAAAAAACUGCUUAGAACUAGUUGAGCAGUGUGUUCAGUAAUAAGUACACGCAUUACAUGCUGCACUGUCCGGGGUACAUGCAGUGACAUUCCAUCCCUGCUGGUUGGAAAAACAAAAGUUCUCUCUGAAACAGGUUCACGCUCAACCAAAUCUGUUGACUUGGAAUAGACCUAAAUGAGCAGCAUGUGUAUUUCACACCAAAAAAUCUUAUAU
Acanthaster planci (crown-of-thorns starfish) is the source of this 9963-nucleotide messenger RNA. RefSeq lists its product as uncharacterized. Lineage: Eukaryota; Metazoa; Echinodermata; Asteroidea; Valvatida; Acanthasteridae. The record is from RefSeq and is a predicted model, not a curated record. Gene Ontology annotation, cellular component: chromocenter; nucleus. Gene Ontology annotation, molecular function: chromatin binding; DNA binding.